UUUUGGAAUAUACAAACGAUGAGUAUCUAAACACGAGUUGUUUAAGUAUACCCUAAACGUCGAACGAGUGAAAGAUUCCGAAUUAUAAUACUGAUAAAGGAUAUCAACGUCAAAUCAUACAAAAUUUGCUGUGAGAAAAAGCAACUGUUCUUGUGUUCCUCACCUUCAGUCUCAUGUCACUAUAAGUCUAUAACACUAUUACCGUGGGAAGAUGAAACAAAAAGGAAAUGUUUGAUUGAAGAAAGGUAUUAUGGGAUAAAAAAGAAGCAGAAGAAUUUUGUAAAUGUUUGAAGAAAGAGCUGCUAAAAUGAAAUCUUGGGUGCCAUUUUUACCUGAUGAUUUGUUUUUUAACGUCUUUCUUUUCCUUCCAAUCAAAUCCCUUUUGAAAUUUACUUGUGUGUGCAAGACAUGGUAUAAGAUGAUACAUUGUGCUGAGUUUGUUGAGUCUUACAAUGCUCAUGCUGAAAUCACCCCAAUCUUAUUUAAAAUAGUUGUUAAUGAAAGACCCAACACUUUCCAUGUCGAAACCCAACUCGAACUAUCCAAAAAUUUCUGUUUCUUCCCAUCUAGCUCGGGUUUUGAACGAAAGAAGUUCAUCCAUUUCUUGGAGAUCGAAAAUGAAAAAGCGAAGAUUAUUGACCUCAAUAUUAGUUUUUCUGGCUCAGUUGUAGCCACUUGCAAUGGAUUGAUUUUGAUCACCUCUAUGUAUGGAGUUCAGAAGCAUUGGAGUCACUUAUUGCAGGAGCCUUUGUUUGGCAGUCGAGAUAAACCAGGGCAAUUAAUCGUUAUGAAUCCUAUGACUAGGAAAUUAAUCGGGUUUCCUCUUGGAACUCUUCCUCACGGAUUGGGACGUUCCAAAGAGUCUUAUGGAUUUGUAUAUAGCCAUUCAAAGGGUGUUUAUAAAGUGGUGCACUUGUUCAAGGAUAAGUCUGGAUUUAUUGCUUGUGAGAUAUUGAGCUUACAGACAAGAUCAUGGAAAGCAGUUGAUGGACCAUCUGGAGUAGUUUUGAGUAAUUUAGACCAUGCACCGAUUUCAGCAAUUGGAGCUUUGCACUGGCUUCCUUGUUCUGAUACUAAUUACAUAAUCUCUAUGGGGGUUGAUGAUGAAAGAUUCACCAUCAUUGACCUUCCAUUGAAUAUGUGCAUUCACGACAGGCUAAUCGAAAUGGGUGGUUACCUGAGCUUUGUGAAGAGUUUGAACAUGAAUCACAUAGAGGUUUGGGUCUUGAAGGAGUUAGAAGGAACAGAAUGGGUCAAACAGCACACUAUUCGCGUAGAUGCUAUAUUGGGUUAUGCAGAUAUUGAGGAGUAUUCAGUUCCUUCUUUUGCUCUGAAUGCCAAAGUAUUGGUGUUUAAGAGAAAAGAGAAACUAUUUUCAUAUGACUUUGAGCUUGAAGAAAUCAGAGAGAUCGAAAUGGAGCACGGAAGCAUUACAGCAUAUGAGACUAUCAUGCCUCAUUCCUGUAACCUUGCUACCUGGGAACCUCUUGAACAUAUGAGUUGAACUUGGAAAAGUUUUUGCACCGUGCCUUGAAGCUCUUGACAUCCUGAAGCUGCUCGAGAAUUGUUGAAUACGCAUCAUGCGAACAUAUUAUUAUUUUUCUUCAUGCAAUUGCUAACAUAAUAUUAUGACCGUGUUCAUAAUUUACAGCCACAAACAUGGUUGGAUAUCUUGAACUCUAUUACAAUUUGGAUCAGCUUAUGACUUGGUUGUAUGGGUUAUGUGGUCUGCAUACUGCUUGUUGGAAAUCUUGAAAUCUGUUACACUUAAGGAUCAGCUUAUGACUUGUUUGCAUGAUCAUGUGGUUUGCUUACAGUUAUGCAGACCCCGCACUGAUACUUUUGUAAAUUUGGAAGAAUUGCAGCUAGUCAAUGUCGUAUAGAUAUAGUAUUUGGUAACAGAAUUUGAUGAUCCAAAAUUGUAUGUAAUGGUUGCAUCCUUUA
Beta vulgaris subsp. vulgaris (sugar beet) is the source of this 1944-nucleotide messenger RNA. RefSeq names its product F-box protein At1g30790. The record is from RefSeq and is a predicted model, not a curated record. The transcript has 3 exons. Bases 284 to 1504 code for a protein of 406 amino acids. NCBI's taxonomy places the organism in Eukaryota, Viridiplantae, Streptophyta, Magnoliopsida, Caryophyllales, Amaranthaceae. Gene Ontology annotation, molecular function: protein binding.